Molecule: messenger RNA, 7770 nt
Organism: Nezara viridula (southern green stink bug)
Lineage: Eukaryota; Metazoa; Arthropoda; Insecta; Hemiptera; Pentatomidae
Source: the annotation of a GenBank genome assembly
AACAUAUUUUGAAUGAUAAUAAAACUAUAUAUCCAUGUUUGUCAUUAUUAUACACGAUGAAAUGUGUAAUACCCAGCCAAAACGUAAAAAUUGUUGCUCGAGCUGUUCACUCCUUGGCAAAAGUUGGGGAUGAAAUAUUUAUUCAGCCAGCUGAAGAUGAAUUGUUAUUUAGAACAAUUAAUGCUGCAAAAAGUGCAUUUGCAGAAUUUAGAAUGUGCAGAAGUUUUUUUUCUUCCUUUAGUUUUUCUCCUCCUCAGAAUGACACAGAAUGUAAAAUAACUAUGAAGUCUUGCAUAAACGUAUUUAGAAGUGUCCAUGGAAUGGAUAAACAGGUUGAAAACUGUGAAAUAAGAAUUAAACCUCAAAGUAGCCAGAUAGUAUUUCAGAUAAAAUUUAUUAAUUCAUCAGUUAAAAAGUAUUACCUUCCUGUUAUUGAAAAUGAUCAGUUGGAGGCUCAAAUACCAACUGACCAACCUAAUCAAAUUUGUGCUUCAUCAAAAUUUCUAUCUGCUUCACUUAAAAAUUUUAGGCAUUCUGAGGAUGAAAUUACUAUUAAAGUUGAUAAGGAUUCAUUGUUUAUCAAAAAUCACCUUGAACUUAAAAAAGAUUUCAAUUUAAUGCGGACUGAAUUAUGUUACCAUCGCACUGAGUUUGAAAGUUAUGUUGUUGAAAAUCCUACGAAGAUCACUUUCUGUCUUAAAGAAUUGAGAGCAGUAGUGAUGUUUGCAGAACCAGGCAACUUACCUGUCAUCUUAUCUUUUAAUGAACCAGGAAGGCCUGUAGUCUUUCAAGUAAUGAAUCAUCCUGCUUAUGAAGCUAAUUAUGUAAUUUCCACUCUUCCGUCGAGUCGUGUUAACAGAAGUGGUCACUUAACUGGUUGUCAGAAUAUAGAUUCUCCUUUAACGACUCCAACUUCACAAGGAAUAAAAAAAAAUUCUAUUUCAUCUACUCCUUACAGUUUUGUUGAAAAAGAAUCAACCACUCCUAUAUCCAGAAAACAAGAUAACAUUAGGAGCAGUAUUUCUUCUACACCAGAACCAAUACCAAGUACCUCUUACCAAACAAGUAUUGAAAAGUCUGUUCAACAAUUUCUUAGCAAACCUGAUCCUACUAAAAACAUAGAUAAAGAAAGUGAACCAAGUAAAUUUUUGCUCGAAAUUGAAUCACUAAAGAAUACAUCUGUAGAACCAGUUCCAAGUACUAUUAAUUUGCCUGUCCUGAAGGAAGGCCCUUCCAUGUCUGAGGCUGUGCCUGAAAGUGGAAAUGGUAUAAGCGUUACUCAUGGAUCACUAACGAACACGUCUCUGGAAGUAGUUCAAAGUGAUGCUAGUUUACCAUUUUUGAAUGAAGGUCCUUCUACAUCACAGGUUGUGCCUGAAAGUGAGCCUGCUGUAAGCAUCAGUCAUGGAACACCUGAAGGGAGUCUUUGUAGGGUGGAUACUGUUAUAAAAGGUAUGGAUUCUUCCUCACAACCAUCUCCAGAGCUUUUAAAAACUGUCUUCUCAAGGUGCUUCUCCAAGGAUCACUUUUUGAAUGUCCUAGUUGGACAUGAUGUUCUCCUCGAGGAAAGCUCAGACCGAGAAGCGUCAUGAAGUAAGACUAAUUAACUAAUUUAUUUAUUUUAAUUAUUUUAUUUCAGGUGCAAAACUAUUUUAUAAUAUAUUUUUCUUCCAUAGUUUAAUUUAGUAUUUAAAUUGUGUCAACUUUGUAAAUAAACCUUAUAUAUAUAUAUAAGGAUAAUUAUACCCUAAGUUAAAAUAAUGCCAAGCAUAGUGCAGUGCAUCAUUCAAAUGAUGACCCUUAUAAACUAUUAGUACAGCACAUUAUGGUUUUCUGGAUGACUUUCAGAGUAUCUCAGUUGUGAUUUAUCACAUAAAAGUUAUCUAAAGAUUAUUAGUAUAUCUAUUAAACCAAGUUUAUAUUGUUUCCAUGAAAAUUAUUUUUAACUAUUCAUUUUCAAUAGAUAAUUUGUUUUUUAAAAACAGUAAGAUUGAAGAAAGGAGAGCGAAAGCAACCUAAUUCCAUAUUAAAAAGAAAAUGAUUUAUUGGUAUGUAACAGUUCCAUUCCUACAUGUGUGGAUUAUAAGAAUGCACCAGUUCAGGUGUCUCCAAACUACAGCCCAUAAGCACCAUCAAUCUGGUGACAUAGUUUAUGUUGAUUAUAUUGAAAAAAAUACAGUGUUAGUCUUAUUUAUGACUUUUAUUAGCAAGCAGUUCUUCAAAGUUUGGCAGUUGCUCCCAAAUAUUUUGUUGCUGCAAUUUGUUUGAUUUACACUUGCACUCUGCGCUUAGCACAGCUCAGUUUAUUUUCCAGCACUGUAUCAAUAAUGUUAGAUUAUUAUUGAAAACAAAUUAAGCACACAGUCUCCAAAUUGGAGGUAAAUAAUAAAAAAAAAUCUAUCAAUGUUUUGCCAAUUCAGGCAUCGUUGAUGAGUUUUUAUUCUUUACUGCAAUUUGGAGACUUGAGGCUGUGUGGUUGGAAUUUCUGUAAUCAUUACCUAACAUUGAAUUUCAGUCUGUUGGUGAGUUUUUUACUGAUUUAUACUAUUGAUAGUGUAAUUAACCAUGACACUAAGGAGUGUUGAACUGAAUACUGUCCCUUGAGGGUGUCUUUUUUUUUAACAUGUUUAAUUCCUGAGGAGCUUGUCCUGUACUUCACAAUAAUAUGGCAUUCGGAUUAGUAAGAUUUGAUGUGAGUAGUACCAAUUGGGAGUUAAGAUUCAUGAAGGAGACUAUUCUUUGAAUAUUAUUUUAAUGUUUAAUACUUAAAAAAAAGGUCACUGCAUAGAGAUUUGUCCUCAUUUUAAUGUUGAUAGAUCAAUUAUCCCCUAAUGUUAUGCUAAAUUAUGAAUCUUUUUCCUUCCUUUGAAGUUGAAAUAUUAAUAAAAAUCUAGAAUGGCUCUUGGGUAUCUAAUAGGUUCUAUAAUAUGGCUUGAAUUAAAGUUCAUUCAUUUUAUAAUUUAAUAUAUUAAAGAAAUGAAUAUAUAAUGAAGAAUGAAUAUAUUAAAGAAAUAAAACCUUGUUUUGCUGGAACUCUUUUGUCAUUUAAUUUCUUAAAUUGUGAAAAAAUUCACACUUUUGUAAAAAAUAAUAAUAACACUAACAAAUAACUCAAAUUAAUUGAACUUUAGUUCUGUGAAAAUUUUCAUAAUUGUGUUUAUUAAAUUUAUAUGUUAGUGAUUCACUUCUAAAUUUGAAAUGUAUAUAUUCUACUCUGAAAGGUUUGUACCAGUAUGUUCCAAGUUAGUACCGUAAUUCAUUAACUGUACUUUGCCUUUUUUAUGUCUUUAUGAAAUGUUUGUCUUUCAAGUGCAACUCAAGACUUGAUUAAGAAAAUUUGUAUAUAUUUAUUAGUAGUUUAUAAGAAUGUAAUAGUUAGAAUUUGUGGCUUAGUCAUGGUGUAGAAAAUUAUGUGAUACUGUAAGUAAAGAAUUGCUCAACAUGAGAAACAAAAAUGGCCAAAUUGUUAUAUUUAAAAUUAUUUAUUUAUGUUUUUUUUUGUGAUACCAGUUUUAUUUAAAAACAUUAAAUUACUUUCUUUCUUUUUUUUUUUAAUUUAGAAUGGGAAUAAAAUUCCUGUAGUUAUAUUAUUAAUUAAUUUGAAUGUUUACCUGUUACAUUUUUAAUUAAUUUUAGCUUAUUGGAUUCCUCUUAUAAGCAUUCUUGAAAUCUAUAUUUGAUAAAAUUAUUAUAAAAUGUGUGGUUCAUAUAUUGUAAUUUUUCAAUUGAUACCAGUUCCGCCCUCCAAAAAUUAUAUAUAAUUCAUUCAUUAUUAUUUAUGAAGAUGGUGAACUUUAAAAUUUAGUUAUUUAAAUCAUAAUAUUUUAGUUUCUGUUAUCUUUUAUUAUUAAUUAUGUAUAAUAUGUGAUUAAUGUAAUUUAUUUUAAUUUUUUGUUGCUAAAAAUUAGUUCAUUGUCUAUUUUAUAUCUAAAAUAUUCGAUUAGCUCUAACAAGUGUGUAUAUGUGCAUUUGUAACAUGCCUGAUCCAUCUGUGUGAGUUUGUAUAUGUUUAAAAUUUUUAAUUAAUAAUUUAUGUAUUACAACCAUUGCUGUAAAAAUUAUCAAGCCAAUAAUUUUAUGCCAACGAAUUCUACGAUAUUGAUUAAUUAAUGUUAAUUUUUAAGUUAAAGUAAUGAAAAUGUUGAUGGAAAAGCUACUUCCAUAUUACCCCUAUAAGCUGAUGAAUAAAUUGGAAUAUUCAGCUAGCUGUGAAAACUAGAGAUGAGAAAUAAGUUUCUUAUUAACAAUUCUUUUUAUCUUCUUUUUUUUUCUUUAGAUUAAAAACGAACUUUUUAUUUUUUAGAAUUAUUUUUUGAAAAAAAAAAUAACAAACCUUCUCAAACCUUAUGGUUUUCAGAAAAAAACAACUUUUUAACAUAUUGAAAUUAAAAGCUUCAAAUAUAUACUAAGAAAAAUUCAUGAAUCUUAUAAAUAUGAAGGAAGUUUAAAUUAGAUAGAAUUUUUUUUUUUUUUUAAUUUUAUACAUUAGAUUUUGGUCUGGGUGUAUAAACUGUAAAUGAAAUAAAAUUUAAUUUUAUUAUGCGGAUGAUCCUGUAGAACAAAUUAUAAAUACUAAAUAAAUAAAACAUGACAGUAUGGCCUUACAUUAAAUUAAAUAUUUAUAUUUAUAUAAUAAUAUGGAAUUACAAAUAAAGUACAAGAGUGAAAAAAACUGUACAUGUGUAUAAAUAAAAUAACGAGAAAGAAAAAAAAAAUAGUAAUGUAAAUAAGCCUAGGUUUUGAAUAUCUGAAUAUGAAAUGCUUGUAGAACAGUAGAUUCCAAAAUUAAACAUAAAAAUCCACAAACAAUAGAACACGACUGAGAAAUUUCUUAGAACAAAACCGACCAAUUCCUUGUGAAUCGGAAAUCGCCAAUUCCUGAGGAAUCCAGGAUCGGCGAAUCAACUGGAUCGAUUUAGCGGUCCGUUCUAGGAAAUCUUCCAGCUUUAUUGCAUAGUCCACUGAGUUGUUUUGUUUACUUUCCAAAUCUGCUCUUCUACUAGCUUUUCGUUCUUCAUGCAUUUAUAACUCACACUUAUUUACAUUACUAUUUUGUUUACGUGUUUAUUUUUUCUCUCGGUUUGUUUUAUUUAUAUAUAUACAGUUUUUUCUCUCUCGUACUUUUAUUUUUAAUUACCUAUUAUUAAGUUAAUAUUCCAUACUUCAGAUAUUCAUAACCUAUGUUAUUUAUAUCACUAUUUUGUUUAUUUUUUCUCUCUUAUACUUUAAUUUUUAAUUACCUAUUAUUAUAUAAACAUUUAAUUUAACAUUUCAAUUUUGUUUAUUUAUUUAUUUUUUCUCUCUGUUUGGUUUAUUUAUAUAUUUAUAAUGUUUAUUUAUAUAGAGUUGAUUUUUCUCUUGUACUUUUGUGACUCAUGAUUUUUUCAUGUAAAUCGCUUGAGAGUAAGAUUCUUUCAGAGGAAUCGACUCUGAUUCAAUUCUCGAUUCAUCUGCCCAUCUCCAGUGGAAGCCCUAGUGCAAUUUGUCUCAAAUGAUGAAAUAUGGCUUCCAAGUUAUUAUUUGAGACUUACAUAAAUUGAAACCCUCAUCUUACUUAUCCUAGUAGAAUACGGAGUAAUUUAUUUUAUAUCUCUGUAAUUUGAAGGGUCUGACUCUUGGUUCAAGAAAACAUUUUAAGUUAUGAUCAUAGAGUAAUGGUGAGAGAGUUUCGAAACAUUAUGUUUUCUGGCACUAAUCACCAAACAAAUUCUUAUUAUAAAUAUAUAAUUUUGUGAUGUCGUAAAUACCAACACCAAGUUGAUGAAACAUUUGAAAGACUAGUGUAGAGAUGUGAAGAAUGUUUGUUUACUUUUCUUACAUCCACCUUACAUAGAGUAUAAAGUAAAAAUAAUUAUUGUGAUGCAACCAUUGUAAUUUCACUUUUUUAUUCUAUAAUAAAAUAUUUAUCAUUGUGAAUUUUAUCAAAAAAGUGCUAACGAAAUAGAUCAUUGUUAAGGGAAAAGGUAUUUAAGUAGAUUUUCCAUUUAUGCUGCCUGGAAAAUUUUUUUUUUUCCAAUAUAAUUAAAAGUAUUUCAGUUUUGUAACAUUUUAGUAAGAAACAAUCAAGAUAUGAAAGAUUGUUUAUAUUCUGAAUUUUAAUAAAACCUUCUGAGUGAUUGUGGAAUGUGAAACAGAUAUAAAAAUCAAAAGAAAUCGUCGAUCUUGUUACCGACUAAAUAUAAAUAUCUUACAAUGUUAAUAAAUUAUUGUUAAAGUACAGCUUACUCUCUCAUGAUGAUAGUACUUAAAUAUUCUAAUGUUGAAAUAAAUUCGUAUCAUGUAAUAUCAUAAAUGUAUAUUUGAUGGAGCUUUUUAUUUUUGAAGAUAGAUUAUAUAUUUGUUAUAAUCUAAUAACUGAUAUAUUAAGACUAUUGAUUUUUUUUUUUGGCUUGACAUAAUUUGAAAACCAAUGGAGAAAAACAGGUGAUAUCACUUUUUUUCCCCUAAAUUGAGUUAUUUUCUGUUUAUAAUAGAUAUUGGAAAUCUAUGAAUUACCAAUCUAACAGAUUGAACAUGUAAAAGAAAGGUUUCGUCCCGUUAAAUAAUUUCUUUACAAAAUAACAAUAAUAGAGAAUAAAGAGCUAUGUCCAACUUUAAAUUUUCUUCUCUUAUUGAAGUGUUUUGUAUCAUGUCUGUUUUCUCCCAUGGUCUCCAUUUUAAAAAGUAUAACCAAUAGGUUCUUUUGACAAAUUUAACUUCCUUUAAAACUUCUUUUAUUAAUUUAGGUACUUCAUUUUAUGUUCAUGUUUUAGGUAAAUGUUCCUCUUCAACAGAACAUUCAUUCCUAUGAAUUUCUGUUUGUAUACACCAUUUUUCUUUAUGUUCUAUUUGUAAUUUAACAAUUUUUUUAUUAAAUAUAAAUUCUUACACUGUUUUUUCACAUAGUCAGAAUUCUAAUUUUUAGUCAAUAGAAAGGCUCCUGGUUAUGAAAACAAUGUAAUAACCAGUAAUUCAAUAAAUAACAACAGGAGCCUCAAGAACAAUGAUGAAUAAUUGAAAUCCAUGGAAAAAAGUAUUUUGAUGAUAGGAAACAUUACUUCAAACCUUAAAUGUAAAUAAUAGUACUCAAAUAAUAAAAAAAUUGUAAAAAAGAAAAAUUUGGGUAAUAAACCUAUGAAAAAACCGUACUUCAAAACUAGCAAGAAAGUGUAAUAACUAGUUUGUUUAAUAUAUUCUUGUGAAUUUAAUGAAUAACAAUUCAAGUAAUAUUGAUUCAUUACUUAUAAAGGACAAUUGGAAUAGCACUCGAGUCAAAAUCAAUUUUUUUUAGAAAUGUGAAAGAAUGUUUUUGAAUUCCUAAUGCUUACAAUUAUUUGUUGGGCUACUUUAUUUAAUUUUGUUUAAAAUAAUCUCUUUGAUAAUAAAAACUAAUAUUGCUCAAAUGAUUUUCCAUUCAUUGCAUUUUACUUAGGGUUUUUUUAAAAAAGAAUUGGCUCCGCUUUCAGUUGAACUUACAAUAUUCAAAUUUAUAGAGCAAAAAAAUCGAAUGAAAUGCAUUGAAAAUUCAAGAAUAUUGUUCAAAAACAUGUUUUUUUUAGUCACCUUAAUUGUAACAUUACAAUUUUGAAAAAUUAUAGAAAAAUAAAUAAAUAAAUUGCCUUACAUCUUUAUUCCUAAGGCUUGCCAUAUUAUCUUUUUGCUUAAAUUUAUUCUUAUUUCUAAAAAGAAAAAUCACAGAAUGUGCAUUUUUAAUAUUAAAUUAAGACUCCCACAAAGAAAUGUAUUUAAAUAUUGCUUUGUAUAUUUUAUAAUAAAUGUUUUAAAAAUAUA